Colias croceus (clouded yellow) is the source of this 1850-nucleotide messenger RNA. Its product is annotated as GMP reductase 1-like. Gene Ontology annotation, cellular component: GMP reductase complex. The record is from RefSeq and is a predicted model, not a curated record. Gene Ontology annotation, molecular function: GMP reductase activity. The transcript is spliced from 8 exons. Lineage: Eukaryota; Metazoa; Arthropoda; Insecta; Lepidoptera; Pieridae. Bases 139 to 1179 code for a protein of 346 amino acids. Gene Ontology annotation, biological process: nucleotide metabolic process.
GCUGCAAUAUACGCCUGAACACGAGUCUUGAGUCUUGGCUCUUGAACGUUUAGUAGUCGAUACGUCGCGCGGGAGGUGUCUCGCCCCAUAGUUUUUAUUUUAAGAAAAAUAAAUAUAGGCUAAAGUCUUCACAAUAAAAUGCCGAACAUUAUAAACGAGGUUAAAUUAGACUUCAAGGAUGUGUUACUACGACCGAAAAGAAGCACGCUGAACAGCAGAAAUGACGUGGAUUUAUUCCGCGAGAUCACAUUCCGUAACUCCGGCCAGACAUACCGGGGCGUUCCCGUGAUGGCCAGCAACAUGGAUACCGUUGGAACGUUCGAGAUGGCUCGGGAACUUUCUAAGCAUGGUCUUUUCACGUGUAUCCACAAGUAUUAUACAGUAGAUGAAUGGAAGAAAUUCGCUGAAGACCAUCCGGAGUGUUUAGCACAAAUGGCCGCAAGUUCAGGCACAGCGGAAGCCGACUUCGAUAGACUAAGUGAGAUUCUGAAUAACGUAAAAGAGAUAAAAUUUGUCUGUCUGGAUGUAGCCAAUGGGUAUUCGCAGCAUUUUGUUGAAUAUGUCCGAAGAGUUCGGGCUGCGUACCCUAAACAUACUAUUAUCGCUGGCAACGUCGUAACGGGUGAAAUGGUUGAAGAACUUAUUUUAUCCGGCGCUGAUAUUAUUAAGGUGGGCAUAGGUCCAGGAUCUGUUUGCACGACUAGGAUUAAAACUGGCGUGGGCUAUCCACAACUAUCUGCUGUCAUUGAAUGUGCAGAUGCUGCUCAUGGACUGAAGGGACAUAUUAUAUCGGACGGUGGUUGCACAUGUCCAGGAGACGUAGCCAAGGCGUUUGGCGCGGGGGCUGACUUCGUAAUGGCGGGUGGUAUGUUUGCUGGCCACGACCAGUGUGGUGGGGAAGUGGUCACCAAACCUGAUGGGAGGAAGGUUAAGCUGUUCUAUGGCAUGUCGUCUUCUACGGCCAUGUUGAAACAUUCUGGGGGUGUUGCGGAGUAUAGAUCUUCGGAAGGUAAAACUGUAGAAGUGGAAUACAGAGGUGACGUAGGUGUAACAGUAAAGGAUAUUCUAGGCGGUCUAAGAUCGACCUGUACCUAUGUAGGUGCAGCUAAACUACGGGAAUUGCCCCGACGGGCCACUUUCAUCAGAUGCUGUAGGCAAGUCAAUGACACCUUCUCUUAAGUAUGCGCGCCUGGUACUUUAAAACGCAGAUUUUAAAAUUUAAACGCAUAAAUUAUUGUUUUUUUUUUGUUUUAGUGAUUUACUAUUAAGUUUUUUGGUUCCUAUAGUAAUAGUGAUGUCUCAAAUUUUUUAGUUUAUUAAUAAUUGUAUUCUAUGCCUACAAUAAACUUGAUGUUAUUUUUGGAAAUGGUGCUAAAUUAUAACAAUAGUUCGGUUAUAUUUGUUUAUGUAUACAAUAGUUUAGUUUAUUCUCUAGUUAACAAGACCUGCGAUGUUUAUUCUAUAGGUACGCAAUUAUGGCAGCCUUUAAAAUUGUUAAACAUUAUAUUAUAUACUAUACAGUAUACACAAUAUUAUACAUAUUGUAUUGUAGAGCGUAUUAUAUCUAAAUGCUAUGUAGGCCUAGAAAUUUUAGAUAGCUGAAAUUUUCUAAAAUUUAAAUUUAAUAAUGUCCAAUUUAUUAAAAUCGUCAUAAACGUUCUGCUUUUAAAUUACUUCUAGAACUUUAUAAUUUUUUUUUUUGAGAUUCCUUUUUUGAACAUUUUAAAUCGUUUAUUUUUUGAUACUUUUUUCAAAUGUUUAAGGCUAUGCACAGUUACUUAUUUUCGUUCAAAUUAGUUGUUAAGUUAUUUAAGAAUAUAAAUGAUCAAUUAAUAAACAAAUUAAAUUAA